AUGUCUUUUGAUUGGUUAAAUGUUCCUGGACUUUCAGGUAGCGAUGCUGAACAAACCAAUGCGUCGGAACCUCCACCCCCGGUAUCUUUCGAUUUUGGUCAGUUCGACGAUAUCAAAAACAAUGAAUCUACUUCUCAUCUGGAUAUGAACGCUAGUGUUGUUGAUUCUAGUUAUAAUGCCACAGGGGCUGACUACGUUGAGACAAAGGAGGACUUACAAGCGCCGCUGUCACUGACUAGGAGUCAAUUGACGAAAGAAGAGCUGAAGACAUACCUGAGGUGGUACGGGUAUAUAUCGCGGCGCAAAAUCACAAAAUUGAUUAAGUUGGAUGAUGUAUUUCAAUUCAUGAUCAAUUUUCCCAUUGCCCCGGUGGUGAAGGACAGACUCAAGCACAUUUUCAGUUCUUGCAGAAAUGCGCUGAACAUUGGGCAGUUCUUUGCCGUUGUCAGGCUGAUUUCUCACGCAACUCUGGAAAACCAAUUGCCUACAAGGCAGAUGAUCCUACGAGCAACUCCCAUCCCCAGGCCGAAACCGAUCUUGGCUGCCGGAAAUGAAGAAGUGUACGAGGAGGUGGAAGAUACACAGGCUGGACCCGAAUCGACAGUUGAUUUUGACAGUUUCGCAGCUCUACUACUCACAGGUGAAAAGAAGAAGCGAGUGAGACGUAGAAUCACUAACUUUGUCAAAAAGAUGAAAAAAGUUCGAUUCUCAGAAAACUUGGUCACUUUUCAGGAUCAACUACUUCAACCAAGCGAGGAUUUUUCUUCGGAUGAUGAGAUUUCUGACUCAAAUGCCCCGUUAGAUUUGUCGCUGCCGAUGGAUCAACUGUUAAAAAGUCUGGCUGCUAGAAAGAAAAACUCGGCUCUAGUCUCAAAACCUCCCUCUGAGCAAGUGCCCGAGAGUCAGGAAGAAAAAGAAGUUCUUGAAGAUAUGAAGGAGUCACUGAAUCACUUUCAGCAACUGCACAAUGUCGAUAGUGUAGCUCAAGGAAGUCUUGCUGGCCAGCACUUUCCGACUCAAGCGAGCAACACUACCUCACCGGAGCCGUUAAAGCCAACUGCGACCGGAUCUGCUAAUCACCUUUUCCGUUCCAAUCAACCUUCAUUUAGUCAAGAAACAUUAGCACCGCUAAAGCCAACUGCCACGGGCUCAGCCAACUACCUUUUCCGUUCUAGUCAGCCUGCGCCUCCAGCACAACAAUCCCUUCAGCCCUUGAAGCCCACCGCUACCGGAUCCGCAAAUAAUCUUUUCCGUUCCCGCCACCAAAGUGAUUCUACGCUGAAUCAAGACUCUCACGCAGCGGAUUCUGACUUUGACAGACCCAAUUCCACUUCUGUAGACUUUUCACCCGCUUCUGCAGGAAAUGGCUACGGUACUUCCCAACCACCUCAUUACCAAACAGCAUCAAAUUCUCAAAACCAUCUGCAGGUUCCAGAUCGGUACUCACAUUCAUACUCCCUUGAUGCGGGUACAAACAAACAGCAACACACCGGGCUUAACAGGUCACCCCAGAAUACAAGCCAAGAUUAUUUGACAACUAAUUAUGGAAAUCAGUAUCAAACGAUAACUUCUGGCUCACCUUCCCCGAUGCACAUAAAUCAAUCAAUGGACAUGUCUAGCUUUAACGAUGCAAUGCGUCUACAGCAAACAAGAGCUGGCAUGUUGGGUCAGAAUAGUGGUGGGCCAUUUCCUCAAGGUAACCAUGUUAAUUUUAAACCGCAACCUAGGUCAGCUUACAUGCAUGCUAAUCAUACCGGUCCUUCCUCAACUUAUCCCAGCGAUAAAAAUCACUUUUUUCAACCAAGAGAGACACAUAGCUUCACUCCAUCCCCCGUUCCACAAAUGCCAUACUAUACCCCGGCACAAGUGCAAGGUGGGUUUCAAUCAAAAGAUAUUUUGGGAGAUCUCCAUGCAUUACAGGCGCAUGUUGAUCAGCUGCAGAAUAUUUAUAAGAGAUGA
Molecule: messenger RNA, 1959 nt
Organism: Lachancea dasiensis
Lineage: Eukaryota; Fungi; Ascomycota; Saccharomycetes; Saccharomycetales; Saccharomycetaceae
Source: the annotation of a GenBank genome assembly